This is a messenger RNA of Hippoglossus stenolepis (Pacific halibut), 2781 nucleotides long. RefSeq names its product CDC42 effector protein (Rho GTPase binding) 1b (gene cdc42ep1b). The coding region runs from base 1126 to 2211 and encodes 361 amino acids. The record is from RefSeq and is a predicted model, not a curated record. The transcript is spliced from 4 exons. Lineage: Eukaryota; Metazoa; Chordata; Actinopteri; Pleuronectiformes; Pleuronectidae.
UGACAGGACAGUGUGGGAAGAGCCACAGUGGUUUAUUAUUGCAGGAUUCAGUCUGACCUCAGUGUCUGUUCCUCUGUCUCUUCACACAUGAGGCUGUUGAACCUCAGCUGCUCUUUCUGCUUUUUCUUCUUUUUGAUUUACACACUUUUACUGCGCAUGGUCCUCUAGUCCUUUCUCCAUUUCUUCCCAGACCUCUGCUCACUUAUCGCAGAUGAACUUGCAGCAGGAUGUUGCUGUUGGCUUCAGCUUCAUCCAUCAUUAAUUAGCUAUUCACGUUUUUCUAGAGUCCAGCCUCCUCCUCCUCUUCCUCUUCCUCCUCCUCCUCCUCUUCCUCUCCAUCUCCCUCCACUUGUCAGCAGCAGCUCGGAGCCGCCACAUGUCUGAGCGGAAACGUACGACUCAGCCCGAAGAGGAUGAAAACAGAGAGAGAAGGAGCUCGUCUGGAGUUUACUCUGAGCUGGCCUCAAGUGAACUGAAAGAGAAGAGGAGAAACACAGACGCCCCCUCCCCGUGGACGCCAUUGGAGAACUAAGUGGAUUGAAGAGGGCAGAGAGCAAGUGAGGGAGUCGGGAAGGUGGGGGGGGGGGGAGACAGAGGAGAUUAUCAGCUAAUCCAGUGCGUGGACAGUCCUGAAGGAGCCUCGUCGUUCUUCCAGGGUGAUGCAGACAAAACAGUUACUGGAUUACGCCUCUUCACUUUAUCGGCCUUUUUGAGAAAGCAUCGCUCUUCUUUCUUUUUCCUUCGCUCUGGUUGUUUUUCUCUGACUGUCGGACGUCUGGUGUCGGGACCGGGGGGGGGGAGGACGCAGGACAAAGACGUUUGGCGACAGAGCUGGUGUGGUCUACAGGCAGCGUGGUGCACACAUGGAUAAAUCUCUUUAGAGCGAGACGGUGCAUGGUGGUGGAGCCCCCCCACCCUGUCUCCCGUCCCUCCCUCUCUCUCUCUCUCUCUCUCUGCCUGAACCUUGAGGAAGAACAACUCACCGGAUGAGACACACACCAGAUCCUGUCAGACGCUGUUGAACACACACAGGAAGGAGCCACGUCCAUGGAUUCAAACCUGACGGACAUGCACCCAUACGCUCCCAUUUGAAUUAAAGGGAAAUUCCACAACUUCUCUGCCACCAUGAGUCUGGGAAAACUGCCAGGGUUUAAGGGCCUUGUGUCAAGCUCGCAGGGGAAGAGCCGGUUCAAGAGCGACCUCUCUGUGGACAUGAUCAGCCCUCCAAUGGGCGACUUCCGACACACGAUGCAUGUUGGCCGCGGCGGGGACGUGUUCGGUGACACUUCCUUCCUCAGUAACUACGGGGGCGUCAAGGAGCCUGGAAGUCCGGAUUCCACGAGCAGCUCCAAGACGACGGGUUUCUUCACACGCACCUUCAAGCACGUACGGAAGAACUCUGUGCCACGGCCGCGCAGGGGCUCCCGGGACUUGUCCCCGCCGCCGGACGUCUCACCCAUCAUCAAGAACGCCAUCUCCCUGCCCCAGCUGAACAUGGACUCUCCCAACGGGUGCAUGAAGAGGAUGAUGUUCCCAAACUCUGUCAGCUCAACACAGGACUCCCUCUGCACAUAUGGUCUUCAGUCUGGAUUCGUCACUCUGCCCCGCCUCUCUCGCCUCGACAGACAGUUUCAGGACGUUGACGUGCAGAGAGGGUCUCUGACCGACGGCAGCGGCUUCACCAUGACUCGCUCGGACUCGCUUGCCUCGUUCACCGUAGACCUCGGGCCUUCUCUCAUGUCUGAGGUGCUCAGCUUGAUUGACAACCCCCACUACCUCCAGAUGUCCAACCACAGCCCGGCCGCAGAGGAGGAAGAUGAGGAAGCAGAAGAGGAAGAUGAGGACUCUCUAACGGAGACGCCUGUGCAGAGCCCUGAGGUGACUUCUCCCAACCCGUCCAUGAGCAGCGGGUCGUUCAGCAGGACGAUGAGCAGCAGAAGACGGUCAUGCAGCCCUAACAGGGACGAGCAGGAGGAGGACAGGGGGUCUCUGAGGACGCCGGACGCGUCCACUGGGUCUCCACAGAGAGUGGAGCCUGUCAUGGAGGCAGAAAAGUUCCAGAGGGCAGCGGAUGUGCUCUCUCGUCAUUACGGCGGAGGGUCCUUCUCGAAGGGGACGAAGAUGAGCAGCACCACCCCCUCACCUGCUCUGUCCUGCAGCCGCAAAACACCGUACGGCAUCACUGAGGAAGAGGAGGAGAUAAAAGUGUAGAUAUUGAAACUCGGACUGAAAGACAGACUUCACACUUAACGUUGAUCCAACAGAACUGUGGAAAACAUUGAGGGAUCUUGUAAAGUCAGACAGGUUUGUAUGAUGUUCUGUUCUUCCUCUGCAGAAGCAUCACUCCUCCUCCUCCUCCUCCUCCUCCUCCUCCUCCUCUUCUCACAUGCAUCACUGAUCAGCUUCCAGAUCCUGGUCUGUGUUCAGUUUCUGCAGGAGGAAGGUUUUCAUUAUUGACCUGGAUCCUGGACGUUCUCUCUCUCUGCACAACACAACAGUUGUGAAAUUAUACAGAUUAUUUAUAACAGAAACUAUGUUAUAUAGUAUAAAUCAUGGAAUGACUCUGAAUGAAGAACACUCUGAAGAACAGUGGAUUUUGAAAGACUGUUUGUUUCUUCCCAGCAGAUCAACACCUAACACGACAUAAAACAUAAUAUGAUUCACAUGAAUAAAGAUCACGCAGCAUCUGGACUAUAUUUUCAUAUUAAUAAAUGUUGUAAACAUCUGCAUACGUUGGAAAUAAGUUAACUGUCAUAGGAAAUAAAAUGCUUUUUUACAGUU